Messenger RNA from Notolabrus celidotus (New Zealand spotty), 2776 nucleotides. Its product is annotated as regulator of G-protein signaling 13-like. NCBI's taxonomy places the organism in Eukaryota, Metazoa, Chordata, Actinopteri, Labriformes, Labridae. The transcript has 5 exons. Bases 470 to 1021 code for a protein of 183 amino acids. The record is from RefSeq and is a predicted model, not a curated record.
UUAUUAAGACAGUGUUGCUCCCACUGACAGUCUUUCAGAAAAGUGUCUCACGUUUACAUCAACACCUGUUCGACCUGAAACUGACUUGAUUAAUGCUGAAUCACUCUCAGUACAAAUGUGUUCUAAAACAUGAAACAGUAUUCUGUGUCCAGGAACAGAAAACAAGACAUUUGCCUAUCAGCUGAACAUGUUCCACUGCCUCGUCAUUUGCAUGAGCAGACAUGUCAACAUGCAGACCUAAAUACAAUACAGAUAUAGAAACAACUAUAGCAGCAGUCAGUGCAAGUUUGCGUCAUUUGCAGCUUCCUCUUUUUUCUGCGGUUGGCUCAGACUGAUGCUGUGACGAUGAUCACCCAGCUCAUUUCAAACUUCUGCUGUCGGUAUAUAAGUUGUCACCCUGUGAGCGGGGUUGUCAAACAGAAAAAGGCAACAAACUCAGACAGUUAUACAGGAACAAAGCAUUAUCGUGAUGCCAAGCCUUGUUACAUCACCACCACAGGAUCUGCGGCACCCCACCAUAGACACCGCUAGCAAGAUGAAUGGAAAAGACAGAAAUCUGAAGUCUCAACUGCAGCGUAGAAAAUCUCAAGCCAUAAACACAGAGGGGCUUUGUUUUGAGGAGAUGUCCCAGUGGUCACACUCAUUAGAGAGACUCCUGUCAUCGAAAUAUGGAGUGAAGAUAUUCCAGGCCUUCUUAAAAACUGAGUUCAGUGAUGAAAACAUUGAGUUCUGGAUGGUGUGUGAAGACUAUAAGAAGAUCAGGUCUUCCUUCAGGAUGCCCUCCAGGGCCAAAAAGAUCUUCAAACGCUACAUUCAAGCUGAGGCUGUUAGAGAGAUCAACAUUGAUCACAAGACCAGAGAUCUGAUCAGGGGGAAUAUGAAGGCGCCCACCCCCAUGUGCUUUAAUGAUGCCCAGAGGAUUGUCUACGGGCUGAUGGAGAGAGACUCUUACCCACGUUUCCUGAAGUCUGACAUCUAUCGAGCUUUACUGGACUCAACAUCAGAAUCAACAAAGAUUUAAAGAUAACAGGUACCACAGGUAUUAUGUUUGUAGAAGCUUGACUGUGAAGCUGAGCACGGACUAUACGACACAACCUGGAUUGUGUUUCCCUAUCCUGAGACUACUCUUAAAUGCAAAACGCACUUCAAUGUCUUCAUCUAGACAUUAUGCUUUAUUGCUGGGUUUAAGAGGAAAUGCUCCUCUGUUCAAUGCCAAACAGUUUGUUCACAGCCAGCUGGUAUAAGGGAAAAUAAUGAGCCAAAAGAGGGCUACAUUUGUACAUGAACCAACAGCGGUUGCUGUUAAAGCUGCUGUAAAGAAAAGGACUUUCCAGAGAGACUACAACAAUGAAACAAAGAUGUCAGGGACUUUCUGCAAGAGAUGCCAGGAAGUGGAUGUGGUGCAUACAACACCCAAGAUGCAUGUGCACACUCCGGGAUUUACAUUUGCACUGAGUCUCAAUCUUAUUGUUAUCUCACUAAAGCAAUGGUCUACAUCAGAAGUGCUAUCUUAUGGGAUGUUUUUUGCAGUUUCUCAGUAUGACAUCAGUACUGCGCAUUAGCCUACAUACUAAGUCCCACUUAUAAGUUUGUUAUAAGCUACUAUUAAACUGUGUUUCAAAGUUUGUCUAAAGGUUCUGCAUGUGAAUAUUUGAAUUUAUUUGUACAUAUUUGAUAAUAAAUUAUAUGAUUUUGUUGAAAUCUGUUGGGAAAAAUAUUUUCAAUGAAAAGCGCUGCAAUUACUCAAAUGUGUCCUUAUCAAAAAUGAGCCACAAAUGACCUCAGGUCUCACAGCAUCUCAUGAAUCAGGAAGAAAAUUUAGAGAAAAAGUCACCAUUUAUCAGUAAAUAUGUUAUUGUUCUUUGACAUUUUUAUUCAUAGUAACUUUAUUUUGAACUCAGGGUCUUGAAAAGUGAUAAAUACAGUACAAAGUUCACCAGGGUUUUUACCAGGCCACAUGUUUCAUUAUGUGUUGGUGAAAGUUGUUUAGUCAAAAGUUUAUUAAAUGGGUAAAGUUUAAAAUUGUAGGAAACAUUCUCAUUAAUUGUCUUGCAAAACAUUACAUGAGAGGAUUGGUAUCACUCUUGUAUUGGUACAGUCCAUGUCAAACUAGUCAGCAGCAGGUUAGCUAUAGGUUAGAAGUCUGAAAAGAGCUAGUAUGGCUCUAGGAUUAGGUCAAGAAGUCCCCUUCCAGUAUUGCUGAAGCUGGUUUUUGCAUUUAUGUGAGAGAUGAUACUGGAUGUGUCCCAAUACAGGAGUUGUAUCCUUGUAAAGGUGCAUUUGAAGGCAGAUUGCAUCACAGCAGCCCAUCGAAGGCAGUCCCAGUUUUGUAGACUACUUCAAAUGCGGCCAACAAUUGGGUCCUACUUUUUCUGAGCUGCAAAAGAUGCAUCAGGUGCAUCCCUUGCAGCCCAUCACACUCCAUGAUUAUUUGGGUGCCAAUUCAAACGAGAUAGUAUACUCUUAAAUGGCCAAGUAAUACACUGUUAAAUAUUAGUAUUUGGUUUUAACCAUAGUACUUAAAAUGAUCUUUAAAAUGAUUGAAGUGGUCAAGUUACCUGCACCUAUCUCAUUUGUUUAACCAUGCAAUAACAUAAUAUCUUAUGCCAUGAUAGCAGUCUUACCUAGUGUCCAUGUGCUUACACUGGCGAGUGGGUUGUUAGAGUGGAAUGGAGCAGCACCCUGUUGGGGUUCUGUUCAUAUACCGUAUAGCGACCACUCCCCAUGCAAUAUCUCAUGUAUUAUACUACUUACUUAAUAAAUCAAUAAUUUUAAA